AUGGGUGACCCACCGUCCGCACGCUACCCCGUGUGGCUCAACGCCCUUGGUUUUACCUAUGUGCUCUUCACCGUGGGACUUAGCAUUGGUAUCAUGUACGUCAUGUCGACCUACCUCGCCAACGACUUGUUUUGGCCCGACUUUGUCGUCAGUGGAAUGCAAAAUGCGAUCAUCGACUUCUUCAACAGCCGCCUCGUCCUCAACGCCACGUCGCUUGAGCUCCUCAACCCGGCAUUUGCUCCACCCACACUCUAUGACAACUCGGCCAUGACGCUCAGCAUUUACGAGGCGUACCCACGACUGGUGCUCUACGCCGAGCUCCAGGCGAUGGAGAAAGCGAUUGCGAGUCUUCGGGAGCUCCUCGCGACCGAGGUGACGCACAUGAUCACGCAGUACUGCUGGGUCGACUUGCAGCAGCGCUGGGAACUCGGCCACUCCCGCAAGCGUCAAGCACGGUGCGUCGCCAACGACAAGGCGAAUGCAGCCGUGUACCUCGAAGCCGUCGGGCGCAACAUUGAUUUUGGCUCGUGGGUCCCGAUCUACCGAGGUUUUUUUAACAAUUUGAUUGUGAGCGCGCUCGUCCGAUCGCCGGGCGGCUACCCGUGGGUGCAAUACAUGCUGUCGCACGCGUGGGUACCGAUGCCAGACGAAGUGGCCUUUUGGAAAUCCCAUCAGCUCACGUACUUUGAGCUGCAGUGGAGCACGAUUCGCCAAACCGGUUUAACCGAAACGAUUGGCAUUGAGAAUGCGCUGGGGAUGACGACGCGCGUGACGAUCAAGCGCAUUACGCCCGUGGACCGCUACGCGCUCUGGACGACCCACUCGAUGUACGCGUCGUUCGAGAACGACCUGGGCAACUUUCACUUUGGUCCGAACCAGAGUCUGGUUCUGAACAGCCCUCUCUGGUUUGGGUACACGCUGCCCAAUGCCAUCGAAAUGUACAACCUCCCGUACCCGCUCAACCACGCCAACACGGCGCUGCACAACCAGCUCGGCGAACUCGGCUCGGUCGACCUCAAGCUCAUGCCGCCUCCUCCCGCACUCACGACCGCUGUCGAGGCCUUCGUCGCGCAGUUGACGCUCCAGACGACCACGAGUGCAUCACUGGCGGUGGCCGUCGCGAGCAUUGGUGUCGUGGAUCUGCGCCCGACGCCGGUCCAGUGGCAGAAUCCCAACUUUAUGUUUUAUGGCGGGAGCCCCAUGUGCGCCGACGGGGAGCCAUAUGACUUUAUCCAAAGGUCCUUUGGCUUUGACGACACGUGCGCGGGCCAGCUGCCGUUCACCGUGCAGUGGGCGGCCCCGAGCUCUCUCUUUGCGUUGGCCCAGCUCUCGCCAAAUGACCUCGCAGUGGCCACGGCGUCUCUGUGUAGCAGUCUAGCGCUACCUGCUACCGACGCCAGCAUCUGCACGACAUCCCUCGCGGCAUCCCUCCGUGCCUUUCGCCAGCUCCAACUCGCAUCGCCAUCGUCUACGCUGGCCGCCAGCGUCACCGCCCUCAACCUCUCGACGAUGCAGUUUGUGCGUGCAUCACCGACGGCCAACACCUCGGUGAUGACGCAACCUCUUCUCGACGUGACGAGCCCGGCGUGGACUCUUUUCGGGUGGAUGAGUCUCUUUGAGUGGGCACUGGGCCAGCGCGAAGCGGUUGCGUUCGAAGGCGACGUCCAGACACUCCGUCUUCUCUCGUACAAGUAUACGCCGGCGACGCAGCUCGCGAAUACGCUCGACGUCAGCGGCAGCCUCGCCAACUACAUGUGGGGCCUCGCGUGGUACGUGAGUGCCGGCCUUUGCAUGGUGUUGAGCUGCGUCACGGUCGCUCUUGUGCUGACGCGCCACCACGCGGGCCUCAACUGGUUCAUGUUCAACCGCAUCGCCAGCACGGUCUGGAUCGGCCGACCGAUUCUGCUGGUCCGAUCCGCCACCGCCAUUGUCUGUCUCGCCACGGUACCCAUAUACUUGGAGCCGCAAGGCAACGCGUCGACUCGGUUUGUCGACUCGACGCGGCCGGUCCUCGAGUCGACGGUCCUCGCCGGCGAGACGCUCUGGCUGUCCUAUGUCCUCAACGAGGUCCUCGUGCAUCUCUCGGGCUCCAAUACGCGGCGCGUGGCGCCUCUGACGUGUGCACUCGUGUACGUCGCGACCGUCUGCGUUGACGUGAUUUCUCCGCCGACGAUCGCCACGCACAUUGGUCGAGAGUGCCACCUGCAGCACAUGGAUAUCAACGUCGCUUGCCACAGCGGGUCGGUUCAAAUCGGUCUGCUUUCCCGCGUCGUGCUGUUAGCAGCCAUGCACGUAGCCGGUCAGCUGACGUGCUUGGGUAUCUGCUACAUGUGGCGUGCUUCGUCCGAGAAGACGCCGACGGUGCUCUUGCACGGCGCAGCGAUUGCAUUUCUGCACAAACCGUCGUCGUGCCCACCUGGGUUUUGGGCCAUUGACGACAUCAGCGCCGUUCUCUGCGGCCUCGUGCGGUACCAACGCUCGCAUGUCUUUGACUUGCUCAGCGACGAGACGCUUGGCUAUCGCCACACGUCCGAGGCAUUAUUGCUGCCACACUCGUUGGCGCCCGCGUACCUUGAAACCAAAGCCGUUGCGGCCAAGACAGCGUCCAGUGACGCCAACGCGGUUCUGGUACUGGCCAAGCGCGAUGCGUGGUCGCGAUUUGUAAAGAAAUACCUCCGCGUGGGCUUCCUCGUCGGCGGGUUUCUCUACAUUCUUAGCUCACUCUUCAGCAACAUUGCGUACAUGACGGUGACGGUCACGCAGAGCCUUGCGAAUGACUUUUACUGGCCCAACUUUAACAGCUCGGGCGGCCAUACGUUUCUUGCCAACCUCUUCAACACGCAGCUCCUCCUCCGCAAUGCGCGCAACCUCUCGCUCAAUGCACCGUUCCUUGGCGACGUGCGCCAGUUGUACAAUACAACGGUGACGACGAUUCGAUUUCCCGAGACGAUGGGCCGGCGGCAGCUCUAUGCGCCCGACAAUUCGCUCGUCCAUGCGGCGCGGGACCUCCGCAACAUGCAGUCGUGCAACGCGCCGUGGAUGUUUACGCAGUACUGCUGGCUCGACCUGGAGCAGCAGUGGCAUAUCGCGAGCUCGUCCUUGCGCCAAGCGCGCUGCGACUCGCACGCAUCGAACGGCGCCGUGUACCUCGAAACCGUGCUCCGGAAUCUGCAGAGCUACGACGAGUGGCGUCGCUGCUGGGGCGACUCUGGCUGCGCAGCGUACAGGGGCCGCAGCUGA
This is a messenger RNA of Saprolegnia parasitica CBS 223.65, 3240 nucleotides long. RefSeq lists its product as hypothetical. The transcript has 2 exons. NCBI's taxonomy places the organism in Eukaryota, Oomycota, Saprolegniomycetes, Saprolegniales, Saprolegniaceae. Bases 1 to 3240 code for a protein of 1079 amino acids. The record is from RefSeq and is a predicted model, not a curated record.